Molecule: messenger RNA, 1901 nt
Organism: Leguminivora glycinivorella
Lineage: Eukaryota; Metazoa; Arthropoda; Insecta; Lepidoptera; Tortricidae
Gene: Daao1
Product: D-aspartate oxidase
Exons: 2
Coding region: 169-1185 (338 amino acids)
Molecular function (GO): D-amino-acid oxidase activity; FAD binding
Source: RefSeq, a predicted model, not a curated record
UCGCGCUCUUCCAAGUCUGUGCUGCUCGCAUCGGAGUCUACUGCAGCUUCUUCAAUGUGAAUAUUCUCAAUUUGCCUAUUGUCUAACUUUUCGUUGGACGACAGUUGAUUAUAAUUCUUCCUCAGCGGUCGGGAUUCUGUAACAAAACAGUGGCUGGUUUAGAAAAUCAUGGAUCCUAGUUCGCCAAAAAUUGCCGUUUUGGGCGCUGGUGUGGUAGGCUUGACAGUGGCUAGGCUGAUUCAGGAUGAACUCAGGCGCGCAAAUGUCACUGUCGUUGCUGAUACAUUCAAAGAUGAUACGCUCAGCACCAUAGCCGCCGGCAUCUUCCGGCCGGGCACCAGCUUUCGAGGCCCCAACAAAGAAACUACACAAACAUGGAUCGACGAUUCGUGGCAUUACUAUCAAAAUAUUUUAAACACGACUGAAGCAGCGAACGCCGGCAUUAUGUCGGUGUCUUCAUAUAUAUUCUCAAAGAAUAACUACCAUGUGACAAGAAAUCAUCUAAUUGAACAUUUGGUGCCCAUGUACCGACCGGUUGAUGACAAUGAACUAAAUAUUUGUGGCGAAGGUUGGAAGUACGGUUCGUACUUCUCAACGAUAAAAACAGAGUGCAGUGCACACUUGCCGUGGCUGGAACGUAUAAUACUCGAGAAAGGCGGUAAUAUAAUAAAAGGAAAAAUCGAUAACUUUGCAUCGCUGUCGAAAUUUGAUCUAGUUUUCAAUUGCACCGGAUUUGGCGCGAAAUAUUUGUGUAAAGACAACGAUUUGGUUCCGCUGCGUGGUCAAGUGAUAAAGGUCAAGGCACCGUGGCUGAAAUCAGCGUUUUAUGGAGAUUAUGAUUCUUAUAUUAUACCUGGGUUUAAUGGGAUCGCUACACUCGGUGGGACGCGGCAAUAUGACAGUUACAACACCGAUGUUUGCAAGUACGACGUGGCGGGUAUCAUGGACAGGUGCUGCGAGCUGGUGCCGGGGUUGCGCACGGCGGAGGUGCUGGCGCACCGCGUGGGGCUGCGGCCGCACCGCAUGCCGGUGCGCGUGGAGCCCGAGACCGUGGACGGCGUCAAGGUCGUCCACUGCUACGGCCACGGCGGCUACGGCGUCAUGACGGCACCUGGCACGGCUAUGCACGCAGUCCGGAUCGGACUAGACUCACUUAGAAGCGGUAGCUUUAGGAAUAAACUUUAAAUGAUUAUAGUUAAAUAUACCUACACAAAGAUUAUAGUAAAAUAAUAAUUAAAAAUUCACUACCUAAUAUAAGAGGGAUAUUAUUUUGCUUUAAAUAGUUAUCUAUUUGUACAUAACUGCAAACUGCUGUUGCUGUUUGUAAACUGCUGUUGAUGUAAUAAACAUUUUAUAAUUUUAAUGAAAUAUAGUAUAAUACAUACAUAUAUCGCAAAACACUGUGAAUUUUAAAUGUUAUUAUAUCAUGUAAAAGUUAUUUUAUUUAACAUUUUUAUAUGUACGAAAAAUUUUCCUUAGGUAUAGCAUCUUGUCUCGUUCUCCCCUACCGGUAUGUAUAAGUAUUACUUUAUCUCCAAAUCCAUUUGUUAUUUUCUGAACUUUUAAAAUUCACCUUAACAUGUAGGUACCUACCUAUCCUAAGUUGAAUGUAAAGUGGCUUGCUUGGUCGAAUAAAUAUCCAACACGGACAGCACCGUUUACAGAAGAUAAGGAGUUGAUUAAAAAAGGUGUUUCCCUCAGGGUCGGCUAGGUCUUAGGGUGCUCUAUAAAGAUGUCUAUUCAGGUAACGUGCCUCGAGUACGAAAGUCAACUAAGAAAAUCUAGAAAACACCCGUGAGACUCAAAUAUAUUACGGACGAACACCUCUAAAUAUAUGUACAGACUGUAAGACUUCCUGGUAUAUAAUAAUUAAGCUUAAUUUCAAUUUAAGUACUUACCUA